GCGAUGUCCUGUUUGUAUUGUUUUGUUGAAAAAUGGCGGCAACUUGGAAGCUGUUGCCUGUUCAAAGAUUUCAGAAUUCAAAACUUCAAGAAGAAAUCAUCUGUUCUCCUAUACUUGCAGACUUUGCACGUAUUUUAACAUGUUCGCAAGACAAAAUUCUUGGAGUUGACCACAAAGACCUUCUUAACAUUGCAGUCGCAUUAUAUGGAAACAACUUACCAGAAAUGUCAGCAGAUACUUUGUUUCCAGUCUUAACAAAGAAAGGAGUCAAAACUUUAUUGAUACUCAAAGGAAAUCUAGCCGAAAACUUUUCAUGCUGUACUCGAUCUGCUCCUAGUGGCAGUCAUAAUGACAAGGGAAAUAAUGGGAAGCAAGAUCUUUCAGAAUGUGGAAGCAAUGUCUUGGCAGAUAAAGAUGAAAGUGACCAAACACUUGGAGAGUUUUCUGAUAUAUUUAGCGAUAGUUCAGAUACUGAUGAAGCUUCUUCAGAGGAAAGUGACAAUGAUGCAGAUUUUUCUUCAGAGUUUGAGAAAUUUGUAGAAAAAGUGAGAGCUAGGAAAGACAAACCUGAUGAUGGUAGCAUUGACAGAGUGGAAAAAAUGCUGAUUGCUGCAAUGACUUAUGAUCGAUCGUACAGCAUUCCAAAUGAAACGUCAGUGGAACUGUUGCUUCUUGCUGUAAGAAAAAAGUACAGGAAGUGUGGUAUUGGCCAUUGGCUGUUAGAGACACUGAAAGAUCCUGGAACGUCUGGGCCGUAUGACGCGAUUUGCACCUAUGCUGACCCACAAGCAGCAACAUUCUUUGCAACAAAUGGUUUUACGGAUGACGUCAUUCUCAACAGUAAAUUCAGAAAAGUUGGAGAUAACUGGCUUAACAGUACCCCGAUGUGUUUUAUACCACGAUUCACCUUGUGCUCUUCACAAAAGAAGGCAGCCACUUGCACGGAGUCUGUCACUUCCCUCGACAUAGAAGAAUUAGAACGUAAUAUCAGAGCUUGGAAAAUGGAGCAAACAAUUGCUUAUCAGAAGCAGAUGACAUGCAUUUUGGCAGCAACACAACAGUUAAAGCGCUUAAAGAAAACUGUUGAAUCUCAACAGAAAGCCAUUGCAAGGCUCAAAGAGGAAAACAGCAAACUUCAUACAAAAAUGGAUGUAAGUGAUGCUGAUGUGAUGACGUCAUUGCGCACCGAUUCAGAAGAAUCAAGACUAAACUUCGAUUUCGUCCAGCAAAUGAUGAUAGAAAACACCGUUCUGUCUGCGAGGAUAUGCAAUUCACAGAAGGCGUCGAUUAAUCGAGGCACGUUUUAUGCAAAAUUAGAGACUUUGCGAGACCCCCUUAUGUUUACAGAGCUUUACUUUUGCGGGGGACCUUCGCUGAAGCAGUUAGAAGUUAUGGCAGAAAGAGGAUUUUCAUCUAACGAUUUUAUAACCGGCCCUUUUGGAAAAGGACUUUACUUCAGUCAGAGUCCGCGCAAAGCUAUGGAGUUCUCGGUGCCAGGAGUUCUGCUUAUCUGUCUGGUUGGAUUGGGUAAUACAUGCUCCGUUGUGAAAGAGGAUUUUUCACGGAUUUCACCACCAGAAGGAUGUGACUCAGUCAUGACAAUUGGGAGAAAGACUUUUGGCGGUGACCGAGUGGCAGGUCAAGAGUAUGUGAUCUACGAUUUUGAUCAGGCUGUACCCAUUUACCUCGUUGAAUAUGAAGUAGAAUGGAUGAGCUGACUCUCUGUGUUUCCAAGAAGAUAAGCAGGAAUCAACUUUCUGAAAUCAUGUGCUCAUUUUGCGUAACAGGUGCAAUAUAAAAACUUCCUUCUCUUUUUGGAAAAGGUAGGGGGAAGUCUUUACAAGAAAUUAAAUUUAUGUUGCUGUUGGUGCAAUAAAAUGAAUAAAUGAGACAUGAAACUGAUAUAAGUUUUAAAUAAAAUUAUAACAUCCAAUAACAAAUUCCAGAACUCUGAAGGUUUUGUAAAAUUUUUCUUUGUACUUAUAUGCAUCAAGUUAGAGGUUUGAAAAAUGCUACAUUUUCCAAUGAUGCAUUUAAUUGUGUAUAUCUCUUGAUAUGCACCUAAUUGUUUACAUACAUGCUCUUCAAAUUAUUGUCUCUCUUGAAUUAGUCAACUUAUUAGAAUCUGUACUCUUUGUUUAGCAUUGAGUUGCCAGAAGUGAAUUUAUUCCAGCCAAUGAGCUCAGAAAUAAAACUUUUGCAGCGUUUAAAUAAACGUGCUUCUAAACAGUUUCUAGAAGGUUUUCAUUUAAAAGGUUUUAACGAGUUUCCAUAAGACUGCUAGAGUACAUCUAUCUAACAUUGAGUGAAUUAACUAUUCAUCAUAUGAGGAAAUCAUAAUAGAUAAAACUUAUACAAUACUGUAUUUAUGCGUAUUUUUUAUUACCAAUCUUCUUAUCAAUAGGAAAAAAAUUAUAGCAGUGUUUAUCAAAGAUUAGACUUGCUUUACAGUCAUGAAAUGGCGUGAACAUAUAGAGUCACUUUCAGCACCAUUCGCUUGACAGACCUCGUCUUGAUGUACAGCUAAGUUCCAUAGCUUUUAAAGAUAAAAACCGCUAGAAAAGCGACAAAUAUUGGGUACAGCAGCAGAAACGCAACAAUACCCAAAACUAUGAGCGAACCGUGCGGCCCUGAAAGGUAACUGCUGACAUCGACUCCACCAAACGAAAUGUUUCCAAGAAUUCCUGACAAGAAAGAAUUCCUUGACAACGUUUCCAAACUGAGGCCAGUAGCUGAAACUUUCUUAAUUUCUGAUAUCACUCUCUUUUCCAGCUCUUUGGAGCAAUCACAAUAGCUCAGUAAGCAAACACAGAAUUCCUUUGCAAAUUCCACGCAAUCAUCGAUAAUUGCGUUAUAAUGAUGCGGGGCUGCACGCAAACACGCCAAAUCAAAACAUUUGAUGCUCUUAACAUUUUCAUAUCUUCCUAUAUAGAAUGUUUUCUUAAUGUGCUUCUCUAUGUCUUUGAAAAGUUGAAUUUUUUUAGACACCUUGUAAGUUCUCAGUUUUACCUCUUCGAACCGAAGGUCAAUUUUCCAAGACAGCAAGCUACCUGGAAUAAGGUAUGGAUUUUCAUUGGUCGAUUUUGGGCCAUACACCGGUUCUGUGUGCGAAACUUCAGCCAAGACAAGAAAGGCAUGACCUCCGUCGGAGCAAAUGAAAACAUCAAAUGUCCUUCGAUCAUUUCCUGAUAUGAUCUCUUCGAUCCUCUUUUUAUCGUUACUUUUGUACGCCUGGACAAUUUCACGAUCGAGAUCAGCAACCUCGUUUACCCAGUAACUCAAGGGAUCAAACGACUGGACUAGUUUUUCAGCCAUCGAACAAAUUUGGUCUCGGCCUUUCUUGCCUGGUAGAUUCACUAGAAUGGUCGAGUUUAUUGUUGGUUAGAAAUUGUCAUCUUAUUGUUUACACAAAUCUGCUGUUUUUCGGAGGCCAAGCUUAUCGCUGGUUGCUGCCCUUUUUAUUGUGUCCAGGCCUCUACUUUUAGGUUGGUGGCUUAUGAUUGAAAUGAUAAGGCGUUACUGUGGAAACCACUGGCAGAUGGAAGUAAUAACGUCCUCAUCCUUUUACAUAUUUCUUGGAACCAAAUAUUUGUUCAUUUCCAUGUAUCUUGUAACUCAAUGUCAAUUCUUUUUUUGCCUAGUUUAAAAAGUAGCUCAUGCUCAACAGCUUGUUAUAUAAGUGAUUUCAACGGCAUAAUGAAGUCCAAAUGGUAAACGUUAGGACUCUAGAAAUUAUUCCGGGAUCUGCGUUUUCCUUUGCAGAGGAACGAUAUUUCCCAAGAGCUUGCUUGGUUUUGCAAAUGUUAUUCGCCAGAAGAAUAUGCUUACCAAAUCUUUGGCUUCGCAUUUUGCACAUUUAUUUAGGGUUUAAAUCAAGGGGCAAUUCACUCUUGCAAAAAUUGUACGGUCAAUCUUUCGGUGGUACAAAACGUAAAAAUGGCUUUGAAAAAAGCAAACAUUUAAGGAAACACUUAAACAUGAAUUUCUGGUAUCGAGCAGCAUUUACUGGAAAACCCAGCUUGUGCAAUAAACUAUGAUCAAUGGCGACAUGUUUUGGAUGAUUGGUAAAGUCCGACUGUCGUUCCAUCUAGCAGUUUUAGAAUCUAUCUACAUAAGCACGAAAAAACCGCUACUGUGUAGACAAAAGGAGUUCGUUUUCACCUUAGGCCUUCAUUGGUAACAUUCUCAAUAGGCAAGCGGCACUGAUUGGGCAACUUCAACAGUCAUGUACUCCCCUUUCUGAUUGGCCUAUUUUGAUCCACAACUGGGUAUAUAUAUUCCUUAGCGUAGAGUUUUCGAUCUAUGUUCUGACGUUUUAUACUCUGAAGAGUUUCAGAUGAAAAGCUUUAGUAUUACUCAAAUGUUUGCUUUUCUCAAACCCAUUUUUAAGCUGUACGAUAUUUUUACCAAAACAAAAGGAUUUCCGGGGAUUUUCAGACAAAACAUUUACACCUAUGGUGUACGAGACUUUCAAAGAGUGAUUUGCCCCUCGUUUUAGAUAACUGCUCCACUAAUAUAAACUCUAAGACAGUUUCUCAGCUCUACCAAAGUCAAAUAAUUCUAUGUCAUGGUUCUGUGUCAUGAUACAUGAUCAUAUAAGUCGUUUGUCAAGUACUCUUUAUCAAUACUUCUUUAUUUUACUGUUUGCUGCAACUUUUUCUAUGAGCCUCAUAUUUAGAAUUCUUUUGCCAAUUCUUAACACACAUCCGGCAGGCUGAAAAGGUUAUAUAUUUGUGGGUCAAGAUAUCUCUCGGCAAUGUAGCUAGAAAUCUGCCAGACGCAAUGUAUAGGUGUCAAAUAUAAGAAAUUUCCCCCUCUUACUAACAAUCUAAUUUGAUUACAACUUUUUACUUUAAACUUUGUAAUUACCAAAUUUCUUUUUGUAUUUACAUCUAUUCCAAAAGUAGAUACAGUAAACAAAAGGUAUAUAGGGAAAAUAUAGAAAAAGGCUUAGCCGCAACAAAAUCCAACCCCCCCC
Rhopilema esculentum is the source of this 4978-nucleotide messenger RNA. NCBI's taxonomy places the organism in Eukaryota, Metazoa, Cnidaria, Scyphozoa, Rhizostomeae, Rhizostomatidae. The record is from RefSeq and is a predicted model, not a curated record.